This is a messenger RNA of Plasmodium inui San Antonio 1, 3798 nucleotides long. RefSeq lists its product as hypothetical. NCBI's taxonomy places the organism in Eukaryota, Apicomplexa, Aconoidasida, Haemosporida, Plasmodiidae. The transcript has 2 exons. Gene Ontology annotation, molecular function: protein binding. Bases 1 to 3798 code for a protein of 1265 amino acids. The record is from RefSeq and is a predicted model, not a curated record.
AUGGAUAUCAACUUGUACAUCCACAGUAUUGAAGCGGAGCUGGCCACGAGGGACACAACUGUGAGGGAGGACGACGAGGAGGAAGAAAAUGUGGUGUACUGCCUGCACAUUAAAGUGGAGAGUGGCGACGCGAGGGGAGAUUCAAGCAGCCGGAGAAGCAGUGGGGCAGGCAAUGGGUCAACCAGUGGGGCAAACGGUUGGACAAACAGUUCGUCAAACGGUCAGCCAAGUAUUGACGCAAAUGGCCGCCACUAUGGCGCGGAGCGUGUUCUGAAGAACGAAACGCCGAAUGGACUCUUUUACGAAACGCCAUGGUACAUGUGCGUGAAGAAGGGACAAAAUGAAAUAUGCAUCAUGUCUUACGAAGUCAACAUUUCACACGCGUUUAACAUGCUGGAGAGGGACGAGGGACUCACCCUGUACGUGCUGCGUAAAGACCUGAACAAAGACAAAGUCGAUUACCUGCACCGAAGCGAAUUGAACAUGAAGAACAGAAGACUCUACGAUAAGAACUAUUGUAUCCUUUUCGAAAAUGAUAAACUAAAGGGGAAAAUAAAAGUGUAUUUAAAAAAUGGAAUCAUAUAUAAUCAUACAUUAAGUGAAAUAAAAACGGGUAAUUAUUUGAAAGACGUCCAUUUGCAGAAAUUCUUUCCAAGUGAAUUUCCCACAGAGUCAGGUCAACCACAACUGGACGACAAGAUUGAACAUGGUCCAAAAGAACAAAGCGGAUUGUCACAAGACAAGCAUAUAAUUAACGAGUUUAAUGAACUGCUUAACGUGAGGAGAGUUUUAUACUGGGUGUACAUAGACGACAACGGGAAGGAACAGGGGCCGUUCAACAGCAACACCAUUUUUACUUGGAUCAUAAAUGAGUAUUUUGAGGACGAUACGUUAAUCAGAUUACACGAUAAGGGUAAGUACUACAAAAUGUGCGAAGUGAUUAGCUAUAUUGAAAAAAACGUGUUACUAAAUUGUGGAAGCCAUGAACUGGUUGGUGAAAACAUGGGGAACAACAUUCAGGGUUCCUUUCCCCAGGGAGUGAAUAUUAACUGGGAAGUUUCGAGAGAGAGCCAAACGAAGAAACAGAAAAGUUUCAUGCACGGGGGAGCUACUACCCCAAAUAACAUGGGCGGUUACGUCAUAAACAGAAGUGAUAUGUAUUCUCCUGAAGGGGAGUACAUUGGACAGUACACAAAGAAGACUUCCCUAGAAUUAAACAACAAGGAUAGAAGGGAGGAUGGGACAAAGAAACCCACUUGUGAUGUUCGCAGUAAGAGUGAAGAUUUUCCAAAGGGGGCAGAUGUCACAAUUUAUAAUACAGCACAUAAUAACAAAAAUGUAAAAAAAAAAAAUCAAGUGAAAAGGCUGAAAAAGGAGAUUAAAAGGAUCAAAGACGAAAUGGUUAAGUUGAAGGAGAGUGCUUGCUCGAGUAGACGUCCCAUUUAUGAUGAUCCGGAGGUGGAAGCACGUCACGACUGGUCCCCUCCUUGUGGGGAGAACAGGGUGUCCAAUGUAACGUCCAAUUUAACCUCCAACGGGGCAUCGAAACAGAAUUACAGCAUCCCCCAAAAGGAAUCACAGAUUAGUACAAAUAAUAAUGUAACUCAUGAGACGACUCACAAUGGGCCUCCCCAAGAAAAUGCCAGACCAGACACACAUCGGUGUGAACAGAACGUAGGGAGAAAUACCGCCCAGAAUAACGGAGAAAGUGUAAAAACUGGACAUGUUAAAGCGUGUGUAAAUUACACCAAUUCUGCUUUUUCAAGCGAAGCUGACAUGAUCGAAAAAAUAAUUAGUGACAUUAAUGAAGAGUUUCGAAUAAAAGAGAUUCACCAAAAACAGAGGUGCAUGGAAAUUGCCAUGAGUAGUAUAAGUCAAGCUCAGGAGUGCCUUCUCAACAUAAAGAAGAAGAGAAUGACUUCCUACCUGAACAGAAUAAUCAACUUAUCAAUUCAUGACGAGGCAAUAUACAUCGGGGAGGACAAUCGCGAAAUGGUCUCUAUGGAGCGGAGACACUUGAAGAAGAAAGCGCCGAAUGAUGGCACCUUUCGACGUAUACGCAGCGUUGCUUAUGAUGGCUUGUGUGAAACAUGCCCAACGUGUGCUACUCCAAAGAAAAUAAUCCUUAACAAGAGUGCGUUAGGAAGUAUCUACCACGUGAUGGGCAAAAAGGGUUACUUCCACGCGAGGGGGAAGUUCUCAAACGGGGGCCUCGAAAGGUCACCGAGGAGGCAGAAGAAGGUGGGAUAUUCGUUAGUAAUAAAUGAGGGGUCGCUGAAAAGUGUUGAGAAGGUUAAAGUGGUGAAUGGGGGAAGGAGGGAACAGGGAAGAAGGGAAGAAUUGGCAAGCAGCAGGGAAAACAAGAGGGAAAACAAGGGUGAAAAUAAGAGGGCGCAAGGAAGGAGCUGCGAGGAAGUUUCCAAGGAACAGGCAACCACUCUGUGCCUCAACCGCCAGAACAACGCAGAAGUUGUGUACAACUACUACAUAAGUUACGACCAAUUUUUAAAGUGCAUAAUUUUGAUACAGCGCAGUGUAAGGACGUGGUUAACCAGAAGAAAAAGGCGUAGCUCCGGGGGGAGCAAAAAUCAAUACGAUGUUCGUAAAUCGGAAGAAUUAGGCCACUGCUGUCCUCUUAGGAGUAACGCCUUAGGUGACAACGAUGGGGAGAAAGAGAAAGACCCAGGAGAGCAUCCAACUGGAAUAAAAAAAGAAAAGUACAACUCAGAGAUAAUAAAUCGUAUAUUCGAAAAGGUGCAGUUUGUGAAUAAUGAAAAGAAGGAAAUACAUGAAUCGUAUGCUACUUUUUUCGAGCAAGAAAUGGGAAACAAAAUGGAAGGGAGAAAAGCAUCCAUAUUCUCAUCCCUGCCACAUAGUGUUGAGGCGGAGAGAGAUGACAUUCCCGUGGGUUCCUCGCCAAAUGGUAACUAUCUUUUUCAUAAGAACAACCAGAUGAAUAAUUAUGAGCAAGAUCAACUGAAGAGGAGGUGCGACGAGAGGGGACUGCUUGACAGGGUUGACAAGCUUCAUGGAGACCUAUUUGAAAGUGGAGGCAACUCGCUCAGAAGGGGACACACCGAAAUGGUUAAACAAACGUAUGGCGUCAAAAAUGACGAUAUAAAUUUUGAGAAACCAGAGGUGAGAUCAUGUAAGCAAAACGUUCAUGAGCUUCUGUGUAACCUCUUAAGUAAGUACAAAAAUGCCAGCGAGGAAAAUGGGACGAACGAAAAAUUGAACAACCUCCACCCAAACGAACAAUUUACACGUAACCUAAAAAAGUACAAUAGCUUCCUCAAGUCGAUAGAGAAAAAAGACAUCUCUGGAAAGAGGGACACAUUACUAUCAUUUGUGGACAACUUGAAAUUUGAUAACAUAUUGGGUGAAAAGAAAAGAUAUUGCCAACUGCAAAAGGGUUUAAAGAGCAGUUGUGCCAUGCCCAGGCCAGGUUCGUUUCUCAGCUAUAGAGAAACCCCCGCCAAUAACUGCAGUUACAAUGAUAAAGGACAGAAUGGAGUGGAUGACGCUAGCACCAAGGGGGGAAGUAACAUAGGCAGAAGUGACAACAAAGUGGCACAAAUUAAAUUUCUCCAAAAGGGCAAUUUUUUUUGUAAAAAUCUUUCUGAAAAGGAUGGAAAUGGGAUGGACUAUCCCGUGGGCAAAAAUACUGUGAGCCAUUUUUUGCUGAACAAAGUUGGCAAUAAAAAUUUGGAAAACACCAUAACGGAUAAUAUUUAUGAUGGAUGUUAUUCAGAUCAUUUCAUAGCAGAUCGUCACCGUGUCUUCAUUACGAAGAGGUGA